This is a messenger RNA of Durio zibethinus, 3901 nucleotides long. The record is from RefSeq and is a predicted model, not a curated record. Lineage: Eukaryota; Viridiplantae; Streptophyta; Magnoliopsida; Malvales; Malvaceae.
CGAUCAAAAGCAAAUUUGAAUUUUACCUUAAAUUUUUUUUUUUUUUUAAUUUUCAUGUCACUAAAAAAAAUGCUUGAAAAACGAAGUACAAAGAUGAUGAUUGAUGGCUAAUCUAAAAGUAAUUAACUUUUUUUUUUUUUAAUUGCAUUGAAUGGUUUAGGUUUUUUUCCCUCUAUUUGGCGCGUAUAUAAACCGACCCAAAAAGAAAAAAGGAAAGGAAAGAUCAAACAAACGGCAAAGGAUUCUGGGAAACUGAAGCAGAAAGAAAGAGAGGGAAAGUGAAAGAAAGUUAAGAAAGAGAGGGAGAAACCAACAAAAAAACCAAACCAAACAAAACCCAAAGAAAAAAAAACAACGGACAAAACAGUGUUUUUUUUUUAGUAAAAGAAGACAUAAACACCCAUUUGAUCGGGUUACAAUUUGGGUUAUUUGGGGGUUGUUGUCCGUACGGUGAAUGGAGCGGGACACAGAGUCCGAUCCGCAACCGGAAUGGACAGCUCCGGGACCCGAAACGGGGCUCGAAGAACCGGUUUGGGGGUUGGAAUUAGGGGGUGAGUCGGAAUCAUACCCGGAGCGACCCGAAGAAGCUGAUUGUAUUUACUAUUUGAGGACUGGGUUUUGUGGCUACGGCUCAAGGUGUCGGUUCAAUCAUCCACGUGACCGUGCCGCGGUUAUGGGAGCUGGAAGAGGUGGUGUAGGGGAGUAUCCGGAGAGAGCAGGCCAGCCUGUUUGCCAGUAUUAUAUGAGGACGGGGACAUGCAAAUUUGGUUCUUCCUGUAAGUACCAUCAUCCCAAGCAGGGAGGUGGUUCUGUUAGCCCUGUGCCACUAAAUUAUUAUGGAUACCCAUUACGUCCGAGUGAAAAGGAGUGUUCCUACUAUGUGAAGACGGGGCAGUGUAAGUUUGGUGUCACAUGUAAAUUCCAUCAUCCUGCACCACAUGCCGUACAGGUUCCAGUACCAUCUCCUGUUCAUCCAGUUGCACCUGUGCCUACACCAGUUCCUGCACCUACAUUAUAUCCCACGGUGCAGUCGCCAUCCGGCCUUUCGUCUCAGCAAUAUGGAGUUGUAAUGGCAAGGCCUCCCUUGAUGCCAGGCUCAUAUGUGCAAGGCCCCUAUGGUCCUUCCUUUUUGCUUUCCCCAAGCAUGGUUUCUGUUCCAAGUUGGAAUCCCUAUACGGCGUCUGUCAGUCCUGGUACUCAAACCACUGUUGGAUCUAGCUCAAUUUUUGGAGUAACGCCAUUAUCUCCUUCAGCAGCUGUCUAUAGUGGAUCUCAUCAACCUGUACCAUCUAGUGUUGGGCCUUCAAGUAGUAUUCAGAAGGAGCAGUCAUUUCCUGAGAGACCUGGCCAACCAGAAUGUCAGUAUUAUAUGAAAACAGGUGAUUGUAAAUAUGGAUCCUCCUGUAGAUAUCAUCAUCCACCAGAAGUGAUUGCACCAAAAGCAGAUGUCAUCCUCAGCCCCCUUGGUCUUCCUCUUCGUCCAGGUGCGCCACCUUGCACUCAUUAUUCACAACACGGGGUGUGCAAGUUCAGAGCGGCUUGCAAAUUUGAUCAUCCUAUGGGAACAUUAAGUUACAGUCCAUCUGCAUCUUCCCUUGCGGAUAUGCCAGUUGCACCCCAUCCUGUUGGAUCUACAAUUGGUACUCUAGCUCCAUCAUCCUCAUCUUCAGAGUUACGACCAGAACUUCUUUCAGGAUCCAGCAAGGACCUUGUUCCAGCCAUAAUGUCAUCAUCAGUGAGCAGAUCUAGUGAAUCAGUUGGUUCAGUUUUUUCUAAAGGUGCACCUGUUCCUCAUUCAAGCACACAACAGUUUAGUCAGAGUUCUGCCUCUUCUACUGGCAGUGGCAGCAGCAACACUGAGGUGCACGCUUCAAGCUAAGAGAAAAGAGAAGCAACUGCAUCAAUCCCCCUUUUUGAUCAAGGUCAUGAACCAAAACAUUAUUUUUUUUGUGCAAGUCUUCAAAAUAGGACGCUUCAUUCCCUUGUUAUCAUGGUUCCACUAUUCAGAUCUAGCACAUAGCAGCUCUGAUCAUCUGUGUUCAUAUAAUCUUCAUAGGGCCAUCUCUUCCAUCUUGAAUAAGCCCAUGGCCAAAACAUAAAAAGUUUAGCAAACCCCAUACACCUUGCUUUUGAAUAACCGCUGAAGAACCUGCAGUUACAUUAGGGAGAGAGAACCAUGUCAACCCGUCCAAAUUUUGGAGUCUGUUGCAUUUGUUUAUGAUGUGAUCUUUUCUGAAACAAAAAGAUCACAUCAUUCUUCCCUUUACAUCAACUGUGUGUUCAUGUCCGCCAUUCUUAGAUUUUAUUUUCAUUUUGGGAACAAGUUUUCAAUUCAACCUAGAAAAGGAACUCGAAAGGUGUUCUUGUUGCCCUACUUUUUAUCAGGGGUUGUUGCGAAGAGGAUAAGUAAUUUAUGAAAAACUCCAAGGAGGCAUCAAAAUGUGACUAUAUGGGAAUAGAUACAUAAUUAUGUUGUGACAAAUGCUUGACAUGGUUCGAUAAAUUUAUUAUGAUAUACGAAUAUAUGAGAAUUACUGACUGUAAUAAAUGUCUAUCACUUCAAUUCCAGCAUUUAGUCCUCAGAUUUUACAUUUUUGUCACAGCUUCAUUUAAAUGUGCCAGAUUUCAGAUCAGAUAUCUUUUGGAUUUGAAUGUUGCUUUUGUAAGUGAUUAUCCUCUAGAAAUGACAGCAUUUUCUGAAUGAGAACAGCAUUCAUACAGGUGUGAAUUUUCAGUAAGAAGUGGAUUACGGUCUGCAACUUCUAGAAAAUAGGGAAUCAGCUAUCCUUCAUUUUCUUCAACCUAGUCUUUCUCACUCAUCCAAUUGAAAUCCUUGCGGCUAACCAAAUUUCCUUUGAUGUGGCCAAGUUUUGUGCAGCCAUUAAUUUCUCCUUCGGAUCAGAUAACUAUGCUACUUUUCUGCAUCUUGUUAGUCACUGGUUUUUUUUUUUUUUUCUUUUGAGAAAAGGAAAAUUCAAACUUUACUAGAUGACAAAAAUGAUAUAUGCAACCAUUAUUGAGUCAAAUGUUCGGAUUUACUUUGCUAGUCACCUUUACAACCCUCUCAGGAUCCCGAAUUCUUUGGAUAACAAGAAAAAAAAAAAGAGGGAAAAGAAAAGAAAAGGGUCACUAUUUGAGCUUAGCUUUCCUACUCAAGGGAAGCAGCAGCAAGAGCACGCUUAGGAUGAUGAUCAUAAAACAAAACCAAAUGCAAGUGCUACAUCAAGGGCCAGUUGUGCUGAAAGUUGAAAACAGACAAACAGGUCCACUUUUCCAUUAAGAUUUUUGUCUAGCAAGUAGCGAAAGUAAUCCUUGCAAAUGUGCAAGAUGAGGUGUUAUGUUUUUCUAGUACCAUGUCUAGGAUACUUUGACAGUGAUGUCUAAUUGUCAGUCUUCUUCCUUAAAACACCUUUUUAGCUGUCUGUUAGUAUAAGAAAACUGUGCCUAAACAUUGCAUUUAAAAAAAAAAAGAGAGCAAUAAUAAAGAAGAAAGCAAGUUACUAUCUUUCAUGAUUUCGUGAUUUCAUGAUUUGCUUGCUUUUACAAGUUUCCUAUCCUGACUACAUUACCGUCUGCCUACAGUUAAUUGGAUUACGCUUUUUUCUAGUUUUCUGACAUUUGUGGUUCUAGUUUCCAUAUUGUUGGGAGUUCUGAAAAAAACUAUACACUCACCCAAGUUUGAGGUUUGAAAAAUAUGAUGAAGUAAAGAAACAUAGAAAAUUAGAAAUGCAACAUAAUCUGAUAGGUUUUAUUCAUCCAUUAAAUUACAAUGUUAUGAUUAAGGGAACAGCUGUAAACAUUAAUGGUGAAUGAAUCCAUCUUGGAGGCUUUUGUCUAUGUGUUUACAUGCAUUUUGUGUAAAGAGAUAGGGUUGUUGACAAAAAGUAGAGCAAGUAGCCGC